UUUGCACAUCUCAAAUUUUCGCUGAACAAAUCGGACGCGUUCUGCGCGUAGUCCGCGCGAGAAUAAAAUAUAAGUUUAACUUUGGCUUUUAAUAGUUAUUUUUAAUGAGAAAUAUUUAAAAAAGAGGCCAGCAAACGCAUAGAUACAGAAAAGUAUUGAUUUUCGUCCAAGAUGGCGGACGACGAGCAGUUCAGCUUGUGCUGGAACAACUUUAAUACGAAUUUGUCGGCUGGCUUCCACGAGUCGCUAUGUCGCGGCGACCUGGUGGACGUCUCCCUGGCGGCCGAGGGGCAUAUUGUGAAGGCCCACCGCCUGGUGUUGUCCGUCUGCUCGCCCUUCUUCCGCAAGAUGUUCACCCAGAUGCCGUCGAACACCCACGCUAUCGUAUUCCUGAACAACGUAAGCCAUUCGGCGCUGAAGGACCUCAUACAAUUCAUGUACUGCGGCGAGGUCAACGUGAAGCAGGACGCCCUGCCCGCGUUUAUUAGCACUGCGGAAUCGCUGCAAAUCAAGGGGCUAACGGAUAACGAUCCUGCGCCGCAGCCACCGCAGGAGCCCAGCCCGCCGCCAGCAGCACCUCAUGUACAACAACAACAGCAGUUACCGGCUCAGCGGGUUCAGCGCCAGCAGCCGCGAGCUUCCGCCCGCUACAAGAUCGAGACCGUGGACGACGGACUGGGCGACGACAAGCAGGGCACCACCCAGAUCGUCAUCCAGACCACGGCCGCACCCCAAGCCACCAUUGUACAACAGCAGCAGCCGCAACAACAGCAGGCGGCGCAGCAGAUCCAGACGCAGCAGCAGCUGCAGACGGGAACCACGACGACGGCGACGCUGGUGUCGACAAACAAACGCUCCGCCCAGCGAUCCUCCCUGACCACCGCCUCCUCCUCGAGUAGCGGCGUGAAGCGCUCCAAGACAAGCGCCUCCGCCAAUGUAAUGGACCCCCUCGAUUCGGCCACUGAAACUGGAACCACGACAACCACCCAACUGGUGCCGCAACAGAUCACCGUGCAAACCGCUGUGGUCUCGGCGGCCGAAAGUAAGCUCCACCAGCAGACGCAGCAGGUCCGCCACCAGCCGCAGCAGGAGGAAGCCGAGUAUAUUGAUCUCCCCAUGGAAUUGCCCACGAAAUCGGAACCUGACUACUCUGAGGACCACGGUGAUGCCGCCGAGGGCGAGGGCACCUAUGUGGAGGACGAUGCCUACGGAGACAUGCGCUACGACGACAGCUACUUCACGGAGAACGAGGAUGCGGGCAACCAGACGGCGGCAAAUACAAGCGGCGGCGGAGUGACGGCCACCACGUCCAAGGCGGUGGUCAAGCAACAGUCGCAGAACUACAGUGACUCCUCGUUUGUCGACACCAGCGCGGAUCAGGGCAACACAGAGGCUCAAGGUGGCAACAAGCUAGUCUUCAUAGAGAGUCCCUGGGCGACGCCGUGUCUGGUGCUAAAUGGCUACAUGUACAACUGCCACAGUCGGAAGAGCAACAAACAGUACUGGCGCUGUCACAAUUACUCAAAAAAGUUGCACGAAAUGCGCUGUCGAUCUCGCUGUGUCCUGGAGAACGGUCGUCUGAAGAGCAUAACGGGUGGGCCUCAUAACCAUCAGCCGCACACGGAGAAGAUUGACAAGAUCAUUAUGCGGAAUAAAAUGGCAUCGAUCAGUACGGGGAGAAAGAUCUCCAGGACACACAGCUUCACACAGCAGCAGCUCCAAGAGACGAAGGCGGAGGAGUUCGACGAGGACCACCAGUUGACCACCGAUGCGGUCGCAUUGCAGCUGGCGGAUCACGAACUGAUGCACGCCUCCAUGAUGCUAAUGCACGAGUAGCUGUGGUCUCUGCAGUGCAAUGUAGUUACUAAGUAACAGGGAUUGAAAGUACAUACAAUUGACCUAUGUGCAUUUUGACUUGUAAAAAGGUAUUAUUAUGAUUUAGAUAUCAAAUGAAGAGAAUUUAAAGUGAAGUACAGUAAAUAAGAUUGUGAAUAUAGCUGUAAGCCUUACAUUUUAGUUUUUCCAAUAAUUUACAUUGUUACCUACGAAGGAUCUUUUUCGGUUUAUAUUUUCCAUAAACAAAAUACUACUAUUCCUUUCAAAUGAUCAACUGAAAUAAAGAUUUGAACUCAUUAACGUUA
Messenger RNA from Drosophila takahashii, 2141 nucleotides. RefSeq names its product modifier of mdg4-like. The record is from RefSeq and is a predicted model, not a curated record. Gene Ontology annotation, cellular component: nucleus. Gene Ontology annotation, molecular function: DNA binding; protein binding. Gene Ontology annotation, biological process: regulation of transcription by RNA polymerase II. NCBI's taxonomy places the organism in Eukaryota, Metazoa, Arthropoda, Insecta, Diptera, Drosophilidae.